Pyrus x bretschneideri (Chinese white pear) is the source of this 2245-nucleotide messenger RNA. Its product is annotated as NAC domain containing protein 50. Gene Ontology annotation, biological process: regulation of DNA-templated transcription. Lineage: Eukaryota; Viridiplantae; Streptophyta; Magnoliopsida; Rosales; Rosaceae. Bases 29 to 1972 code for a protein of 647 amino acids. The record is from RefSeq and is a predicted model, not a curated record. Gene Ontology annotation, molecular function: DNA binding. The transcript has 4 exons.
UCUCCCCUUCUCUCAGCUUUUCGGACUCAUGGGUCGAGAAGCGGACCUUCAGAUAAUAGCAUCAGCCGCCGCCGACGUCGCCGUAGCCGCCCCCUUAGUGCCGCCGACACUGCCACCGGCCCCGACUGCCCUCGCUCCCGGCUUCAGGUUCCACCCAACAGACGAGGAACUCGUCAUUUACUACCUCAAGCGCAAGGUCUGUCGCAAACCCUUCAAAUUUAACGCGAUCUCCGAGGUCGACAUCUACAAGAGUGAGCCCUGGGACCUCGCUGACAAGUCGAGCUUGAAGAGCAGGGACCAGGAGUACUACUUUUUCAGUGCAUUGGAUAGGAAGUACGGAAAUGGGGCAAGGAUGAAUAGGGCUACCAACCAAGGGUACUGGAAGGCCACCGGAAAUGACCGGGCCGUCAAGCACAACGAUUUUGUCGUGGGGAUGAAGAAAACCUUGGUGUUCCAUAGCGGCCGAGCUCCAGAUGGGAAAAGGACCAAUUGGGUUAUGCAUGAGUACAGACUUGUUGAUGAAGUUUUUGAGAAGGCUGGGCUCGGCGCCAUUCAGGAUGCGUUUGUGCUAUGUCGAGUAUUUCACAAAAGCAAUAUAGGACCACCAAAUGGGCAUCGGUAUGCGCCUUUUGUUGAGGAGGAGUGGGACGAUGAUGAUAAGUUAACUUUGGUUCCUGGACAAGAGACCCGGACUGUAGCUGUAGUUAGUCGUGAUGCAUUUGUGGUAGGAAAUGGUCAUGCUGCAUGUAGUGAACAAAAUGAUUAUGCUGAUUGUAGUGAACAAAAGGUACAUGCUGCUCGUAGUGAACAAAAUGGACUUGCUGCAUACAUUAGAGGAAAUGGACAUGCUGCAUAUACUGGAGGAAAUGGACAUACCGCACAUAUUGGAGGAAAUGGGCAUGCUGUAUGUAUUGGAGGAAAUGGUCAAGCUGCAUAUAAUGGAGAAAAUGGUCGUGGAACUUCUGUUGAAGGAAAUGGUCAUGGAACUUCCAUGGAAGGAAUUGCUCAUGGAACUUCCGUUGAAGGAACUGGUCAUGGAACUUCUGUCAAAGGGAGUGGUCGCAGCACUUCUAUCGAAGGAUGUGGUCGUGGCACUUCCGUCGAACGUAAUGGUCAUGGCACUUCUGUCGAAGGAAGUGGUCAUCACACUUCUGUCGAAGAAAAUGGUCAUGGCGUUUCUGUCGAAGGAAAUAUUGUUGAAGGAAUUGGUCAUGGUGCUAUAAUUGUAGUAGAUGACAAUGGAACCACUAAUGAAGGUGACUGUCAUGAAACUUGUACUGCAGGAAAUGGUCACAGUGUGCCCAGUGCAGAAAAUAAUAUUGAGCAGGAUACUCAGGCAAUCAGCAAGGCUAUUGUUGUUGUUCCUGAACUUCCAGCAGAGAAUCAAACUGUUUUACCACCAUGCAAGACGGAGAAAACUGACGAUUAUCCUAUGACAUGUGUGGUUAAUAGAGAAGAGAGAUUAGAUGACUUUCCGUCACCAGGUCCAGAUGAUGCACAACCCUUGCUAACUUUGUUUAAUCGACAACCUGGGCAACUACGCCAGUAUAAAAGAAGGCGGCAUAACGACUCAAAUUCUAACCAUUCAAAUGCUUCUGAGAUUUCAAGUGGGAUGACACAUGACCCUUGCUCGUCUACAACAACAACAGCGUCAACUGAGGCAUCGAUGACGACUACCAGAAAUUUUCUGUCUGCACUGGUGGAGUAUCAGCUGUUAGAAUCCCUUGAACCCAAAGAUACUACCCCAGCACCUCCUCCUGAACUCAAUGCUGCUUUGAUGGAAUCUUCUGUGCCUACCAGCUGCUUGAAAUACAUAGAGACUUUGCAAACUGAGAUCCACAAAAUCUCAAUUGAGAGGGAGACAUUGAAGUUUGAAAUGAUGAGUGCCCAAGCCAUGAUCAACAUUCUUCAAGCCCGAAUUGAUCUCCUAAACAAGGAGAACGAGGAUUUGAAGAAGGUCCGAGUCGCCUAGUGGAUUCGUAGUGGUAUGUACUCCUUGGUGUUCAUUGUAUGAGUUAUCGGCCCCUUAGGGGCCUCGUCGAACUAUCUAUAGUGAGUAUGUUUUCUCUAUUAGAGUAAGAGCUGUCUAUGUUUUCUCUGUUAGGGUAAGAGCUGUCUCUGUUGUUAAUCGAACGAUGUUGUAACCGUGUAGGAAGCUUGCUGUACGUGUAGCAAGCUGAACUGUGUUGUACCUGUCAUCGAAAUCGGCAGUUUUAGACCCUAAUUAUUAUAAUUUUCGAGCUUA